CCGGCGGCUGCCGCCAUGGCGGCCUCCUUCUCCCACCGCCUCCUCCUCCUCCUCCGCCGCCGCAGGACGCCGCUUUGGGCGGGCGGCGGGCGUGGCCGGCAGAUCCUUGGAAAAGUUUCAGCCUUCAGAAGAGGCCUGAUAUUUCCUGCAGUCUCGUACUUGGGCUAUGAGGCUUCUCAGCUGAUAGCUCAGUGUGCCGUGGUUCAUGCUAGUAUCAAAGUUGAGGAACUCUUAGACCAAGCAGACUACCUGUAUGAGAGUGGGGAAACGGAAAAGCUCUAUCACUUGCUAGCCAAGUACAAACAAAGUGAAGAUGCAGAAUUACUGUGGCGGCUCGCACGUGCCUCCCGGGAUCUGUCUCAGCUCAGCAGCACUUCACCAGAAGAGAAGAAACAACUGGUAUACGAGGCCCUGGAAUAUGCAAAGAAGGCACUGGAGAAAAAUCCAUCCAGUUUUGCAGCUCACAAGUGGUAUGCCAUUUGCAUCAGUGACGUUGGGGAUUAUGAAGGCAUCAAGGCUAAGAUUGCAAAUGCCUAUGUUAUCAAGGAACACUUUGAGAAAGCCAUUGAACUGAAUCCUAAAGAUGCUACUUCAAUUCACCUGAUGGGUGUUUGGUGUUAUUCAUUUGCAGAAAUGCCUUGGUACCAAAGCAGAAUUGCCGCUAUGCUGUUUGCAACACCUCCUAGUUCUACUUAUGAGGAAGCUCUGAAUUACUUCCAAAAGGCAGAACAAGCGGAUCCCAAUUUUUAUAGCAAAAACUUGCUGCUUCUGGGGAAGACGUAUCUGAAGUUAAGUAACAAGAAACUUGCUGCCUUCUGGUUACUGAAAGCCAAGGACUACCCAGUGCACACAGAAGAGGACAAACAGGUUCAGAAAGAAGCUGCAGACCUGCUCAAAACCUUCAGUGUCAAAACCUAAGUACUUUGCUGAGAAUAAAGCACCUGAACUCUA
Messenger RNA from Ornithorhynchus anatinus (platypus), 951 nucleotides. It is a transcript of the gene RMDN1, whose product is annotated as regulator of microtubule dynamics 1. The record is from RefSeq and is a predicted model, not a curated record. The coding region runs from base 16 to 918 and encodes 300 amino acids. Lineage: Eukaryota; Metazoa; Chordata; Mammalia; Monotremata; Ornithorhynchidae. The transcript is spliced from 10 exons. Gene Ontology annotation, cellular component: spindle microtubule; mitotic spindle pole; cytoplasm. Gene Ontology annotation, molecular function: microtubule binding.